AAUAUAGUAAUACUUUUCAUAUUUCGGGACUUUUCUCGGCCCUGAUCAAAUUCGUGUUCCAGAAAACCCUAGAAUCCAAUUUUGGAGGAAAGCCAAAACCCAUAGCCAUUGAAUGACAUUUUUCCUUCCGUCGAGCUUAAGCGUUCUUCAUUGAUGGCUACACCAUUGAUUACAGGAAUUGCUGUUGCUGCAGCAGCUUACGCUGGUAGAUAUGGUCUUCAGGCUUGGCAGGCAUUCAAGGCGAGGCCGCCAACAGCACGACUGCGCAAGUUCUAUGAAGGUGGCUUUCAGCCUACAAUGACAAGGAGGGAGGCAGCUUUAAUUCUUGGAGUUAGGGAGAGCACUCCAACAGAAAAGGUGAAAGAAGCGCACAGGAAGGUGAUGGUUGCAAAUCAUCCAGAUGCCGGUGGCAGCCAUUAUCUUGCUUCCAAGAUCAAUGAGGCCAAAGACAUCCUGCUUGGGAAAACCAGAGGAAGCAAUUCUGCAUUCUGAUGAUCGUUGCUGCCAGUUAUUUGUUCACUUAGCAAGCAUAUCUCAACAAAACGCCGAGGACCGCCAAUUUUCUUGCUUACCUGGUGUGCCAAAAUUUUUACAUUAAUUAAAUUUACUUAUGUCUGAUUGAUUCCUAGAGAUCUCACAUGUAUACUUCCUACUCUGGAUUUAUUGAAAACAAUGAGAAAUCCUGUUAGUUUGACUCUGAUUACUUGCUAUUUAGCAAUAAUGUAUUAUGGAUAAGCUUCUUCCUAUAAAUUCUGGGAACUUUUCUGUGUUC
Messenger RNA from Cucurbita pepo subsp. pepo (vegetable marrow), 772 nucleotides. RefSeq names its product mitochondrial import inner membrane translocase subunit TIM14-1. NCBI's taxonomy places the organism in Eukaryota, Viridiplantae, Streptophyta, Magnoliopsida, Cucurbitales, Cucurbitaceae. Gene Ontology annotation, biological process: protein import into mitochondrial matrix. Gene Ontology annotation, molecular function: ATPase activator activity. Gene Ontology annotation, cellular component: PAM complex, Tim23 associated import motor. The record is from RefSeq and is a predicted model, not a curated record.